This is a messenger RNA of Lucilia cuprina (Australian sheep blowfly), 477 nucleotides long. Its product is annotated as sulfotransferase 1C4-like. NCBI's taxonomy places the organism in Eukaryota, Metazoa, Arthropoda, Insecta, Diptera, Calliphoridae. The transcript has a single exon. The record is from RefSeq and is a predicted model, not a curated record. Gene Ontology annotation, molecular function: sulfotransferase activity. The coding region runs from base 142 to 477 and encodes 111 amino acids.
ACAAAAUUAAUAAUAAAUAUUUAAAUGAUAAAGAAAUAAAAAAAAUUAAUUUACUUGCCGAAAAUUUCUCAAGUACAAAUUUCAGUUGUCAUUGAGAUUAGACGGUUAAGAUAGAGGAUAAAGUAAGCAGAAAGCAUUAGAAUGGUUCAUCAAAAUAUUUUGAAAUCGUUGGAACAUAAAAGUGAAGCUACCAAGGCUAGAUUGCCUUAUCCCGUGAAAAUAUAUUCAACUGAGGGUAAAAAUAUUCCUUUAAAGAAAAAUUGGUCUCAGACUUGGUGCACUUUACCCGCACAUUUUGAUAAAGUUUUUGAUGAAAUUUUAAAUUUUGAACUGCGUAAAGAUGAUGUCUUUGUGGUUACAUUUAUGAAGUGUGGAACUACUUGGAUGCAGGAAUGUGCCUGGUUGUUGUUGAAUAAUUUAGAUUUUGAAAAGUCCAAAGAGGCAGCUGUUAUGAUCAGAAGUCCAUUUAUAGAGUAA